UCCGUGUCCACUGAUAGAACCUUAAAGACACUCUCAUCUAACUCCCAUCACUGACUUGGUCCCUGGUACUCUCUAUUAGCCUCCAUUUCUCUCUUGCUCACUGAAUACAGACUCUCAUCUCUGGGAUGACAGUGCAAACUUCCCGACCUCCUCUGGUCUGCUCCUUCUUCAGAUGUACAGCUCUAUUUAUCACAUCAACCAUGGAAACCCCUUCAAUAUGAAGGUGCUGGUGGACUCCUGGCCUGAGUAUCAGAUGGUAAUAAUCUGGCCUCAGAAACAGGAGAUGACUGAUAACACGGACAAUGCAUAUCAUCUAUUUUCUAAAGAGCCUCAAAACUUACAAGAAGUUCUGGAAAACUGUGGGGCCAUCAACAGGACUUGUCAAGACAGUUUGGGUGAGAGACUAAGAAAGGUUGUAUCUUUAAAGUCAGUCCAAGUGGAAUACCUGAACUCAUGCCUCUGUAUAACAGAAGACAUCCUGAAGCUCAAUGCCUCCAGUAAGAGCACCAGAAACUGGUGUGAGGCAGGGCAUCCAAAUGAGUUUAGGCAGUACACAAAGCAUUUUUCCCAACUGGACACCUCUCAUUCUGAGCUGGUGAAUGACACCUGGGACUGGGGUAAGAAUGAGAGGAGCCUGCACAACAUCCAGUGCUGCAAGACCCCACCAGCAUGCUGUCUGCUGGGCCCAGAGCAUCCCCUGGGGCCGCCAGAGAACCCAGUAGUGAAGUGUGAAUGGCCUGCACUCUGGAUGGAUACCAAACACCAACAGCCUCCUGAGACAGCUGAUAAUUCACUACAAGAAAUCUUCGCCUCAGGGGAAUAUUUCAUUUUACCUCUCUGUGUUGGAAAAUAAUGAAAAAUCCCACAGAUCUGUGGCACAAAGUGGAUUCUUUGUGGUCCCAUGUGCAUGGUACCAGUGGACAUGCUACCCACAGAAAUUCAGUUCCAUUUGUUGAAACAAUGAAACUUUUUUUGCCAUCUAGGGCAAGCUCCCUCGUAAUAUUGAAGAAGUCACAAAAUACCAUUCUUUCAUUCACAAAUGUUUAUUGGGCAUUUAUGAUGUGCCAGGAACUCUUCUGGCAUGGAGAUACAAUAUUAAAAUAGACACAACCAUACACCUGAAAAGCUUACAAUCUAGGGGAGGAUAAUGCAGUCUUUCAAUUCGUAUGACAAGUGCUGCUGGGACUAGAAAGGGUUAACAGUAACCCCGUAACUGGGAAGCCAGAGGUGGUUUCCACAUUGGGAUUUGGAUAAAAUUAAAAGCAGAAGUUUAGGGUUGUGUCAAAACAACAUAAUCUGGCACUUAAAAUGCAAGGGCAAACGCAGAAAGUGAAAGAAAAAACAAACUAAAUUUGCCUAUUUCAAAAUAUGCCUCAGGCAGGUCCCACAUCCAGAAGAAGAUACUUAUCCAGGGUUUGAGGCACAGACCGCUUAGAAGAGUCCAGCUAGCGCCUUCACCUUCUUUGCCCAUUCUUUGAGUGCAAGUCAGGUUCCUUUACCCAAUCCUGUAUUGCUUCAUUAAAAUAAUGAUUCCUAAUCUUGGUCAUGUGGCUGUUAUAAAGAAACACCAAGAAAACAAAGGAAAUAGGAAACGAUUUUUAAGAAGACAGCAAAAUUAAGUCCAAAAUUAACAACAACAAUAAAAAUGAAUAGAGUGCUAUAUAUAUUAUCAAUGCAAUGUAUUAAUAUCUCCAGGGAAAGCCUUCCCCAAUGGUUCAUUUUAUGAAAAAGAGAUAAUGUACCAGAGAAGACAAACACUUGACCCAAGUUUUGGCAUUCCAUUCCCUCUGUAUUCAUGGAAGAUUAGUCCAGUCAUCCAAAACACUCUCUCACUCCUGGUCAUCUAGGUAAGAUCUCAUUGAGCCACCGAAUCCUUCUCAACACAUUUCUCCAUGGAACCAACUUUGAAGCCAAUUUAUUGUCAUCCAUGCCUAUGGAUAUAUGUAAAAGAACAUGGACUUUGGAGUCAGAUGAACUUGGGUUUGAAUCCAGGGAUCUACUUACUAUUGUAUAAACUGGGACAACAAAUAUAAUAUCCCUAAGCCACAAUUUUCUCUUCUAUAACAUUAGGAUAAUAGCCCCUACGUCAUAGUAUUGUGAAGAAUAAAUGAGUUGAUGCAUUAGAGGUAAUUUUUCAGAGUAGCAAACAUGAAAAAUGGUUCAA
This is a messenger RNA of Choloepus didactylus (southern two-toed sloth), 2164 nucleotides long. It is a transcript of the gene GLYATL1, whose product is annotated as glycine-N-acyltransferase like 1. NCBI's taxonomy places the organism in Eukaryota, Metazoa, Chordata, Mammalia, Pilosa, Megalonychidae. Gene Ontology annotation, biological process: L-glutamine metabolic process. Gene Ontology annotation, cellular component: mitochondrion. Gene Ontology annotation, molecular function: glycine N-acyltransferase activity; L-glutamine N-acyltransferase activity. The record is from RefSeq and is a predicted model, not a curated record.